Messenger RNA from Caenorhabditis angaria, 5673 nucleotides. The record is from the annotation of a GenBank genome assembly. NCBI's taxonomy places the organism in Eukaryota, Metazoa, Nematoda, Chromadorea, Rhabditida, Rhabditidae.
AUGUCAAAUUGGGACUAUAUAGAUGAAGUGGAUAUACUGCCAAAAUUGCCGCCGAAUUUCGACGAAUUGCGCGAAUCGAAAAAGUGGCAAGAGCGAAAAGAGGCGCUGGAAGUGCUGUUGAAACUUUUGACCGACAACGAAAGAUUGUCGACAAAAGUUUCAUAUGCGGAAUUGAUUGGCAAUUUGCAGACUGUGAGUAUUUCUCCUUUGAUAUUUAUGAAACAAUUAGAGAUUUUCGAAAUUCAUCUUGUUUCAUUUCAGAUUCUUGCAAAAGAUGCGAAUAUAAAUUGUCAAGCGUUGGCUGCGAAAUGUAUCGGAAAAUUCGCAAGUGGAUUGCGAUCAAAGUUCGCCGGAUUCGCCACACCUCUUUUGCCUGUCAUUUUCGAGAAAAUGAAAGAGAAAAAACCAACUCUUCGCGAGCCACUUGUUGAAUGUUCAAAUGAAGUUGGAAGAACUAUGCCAAGUCUUGAAGCAAGUUUGGAAGAUAUCGUUGCAGCAUUGGCUAAACCAAAUCCUCAAAUAAAACAACAAACUGUGCUUUUUGUGGGAAGACAACUCGAUUUAUUAGCUCCAGCAAAACAACCAAAAGCUCUUAUCAAAGCGAUUGUUCCAAUUAUGGGAAAAUUGACUGGUGAUGCUGAUUCGGAUGUUCGAGAAGCUGCGACUACUGCAUUGGGAGCGGUUUCGAGAUUGAUUGGCGAGAAAAAUGUGAAAAGCUUGUUGGGCGAUGUUGGAGCAGAUGAUGCGAAAAUGAAAAAAGUUGCAGAAGCCGCUGAAAAAUCAGCACAGAUAUUCGCAGAAGAACAAGCUAAGAAUGCUCCACCAGCACCACCUGCAGCAACCACUUCCACAUCUUCUCCAGCUCCGAAAUCUGCUGGAAAGUCUCCUGCAGCCGCCGCCGCAGCAUCUCAAGAACCUGUUGAAGCAGAUCCUUGGGAUUUCCUUGACGCUUUUGAUGUUUGCGAAAAACUUCCAGAUGGAUUUGACACAAAUAUUGAAAGCAAAAAAUGGCAAGAGCGAAAAGAAGCGUUGGAAGGAUUACUUGCUUUGAUGACAGCCAAUCCAAAACUCGAGCCGAAAGCGAAUUAUGGAGGAUUGGUUGAGAAAUUGCAGAAGAUUUUGGCGAAGGACGCGAAUAUCAAUGUGGCUGCAUUGGCUGCUAAUUGUUUAACUGGUCUUGCCAAUGGAUUACGCGUCAAAUUCUCGCAGUUUGCCAUUUCUGUUGCGCCAACGAUUUUCGAUAAAUUCAAAGAGAAGAAGCCGACUUUGCGAGAUCCUUUGGUUCUUUGUAUUGAUGCAGUUCUUGCAACUACGAAUUUGGAGAAUCUUGCUGAAAUUAUCGUUGAAGCAUUGGCCAAACCAAAUCCUAGCAUCAAAACGCAAACUGAUUUGUUUUUACAAAGAAGUUUUAUGAAGUUAAACUCGCAAACGAUGCCCAAAAAAUCGCUGAAAACCUUCAUCCCACUUCUCAUCAAACAUUCCGGAGAUUCCGAUUCGGAAGUUCGUGAUGCUUGUUAUGCAGCAAUGGGUGCAAUGAUGAGAGCGAUUGGCGAAAAACCGGCACUUUCACUUCUUGCUGAUAUUGCUACGGAUAAUAUCAAAAUGGGAAAGAUCAAGGAGUAUCAUCAGAAGGCGCUGGAAGAAGCUGGACCGGCUGAAAUUGCUGCAAUGGUUCAAAGUAUUCAUAAAUCGGAUGUGAGUUUGCUUGUUUUCGUGAUUUUUUUCUAUAGCUUUUGUGAUUGUGAUUGUGUUAUUUAGGCGCCAGUUGCCACGUCGACACCAAAACCGAAAUCUGCACCAGCGAGAAAAGUUGUUGAAGAGCCGGAAGAAGAAAAUCUAGAGGAAGAACCGGAAGAUGAGGUUUGCUUUGAAUGUUGUAAAAUUGUUGUUGAAAUGGAAAAAUUAGAAUUUUUCACAAAAAAACAUUUAUGAUUUUUUGAAAUUGUAAAUUUUUCACAACAAAUAAAAAAAACCAUAUUUUUGCAGCCACUCAAACUGCCUGCCGGUGGACCGAGAAAAGAGGAGAAAAAGAAGGUGUCACCACGUGAAAAUGCUGAAAAUGAGCCACCAGCUCCGCCACCAAAGCAAGAACUCCUUCUCGCCGAAAACAACGAAAAAGCGCAACGAAUUUCGGAUGAGCGCAAGCUGAAAUUGGUCAAAUGGAACUUCCAAACACCAACCGAUGAACACAUUGCACAACUUCAGCAAUUAUUGAGUCAACAGGCGAAAGUUUCGUUGAUGUCGCAAUUGUUCCACAAGGAUUUCAAGCAACAUUUGUCGGCGUUGGAUUCGUUGUUGAAAGUGGGUGCAUUUUUUUUGAGAGGAGGGAGUUUUGGGGCUGAAAAUUUUGAUUUUCUGGGAUUUUUGGGUAAAAACUGGAGAGAUGUAUUUUCGGAAUUUCCCCCUAACCCACGCCCGACGAGGCGUGUCCAAAAAGGAUACUGUACAAAAAUUUUCAAAUAAAAAUUCCCGCCCAAACCAAAAUUUGGAUUCGGGCGGGUAGCUAAUAAAAAUUUUCAAAAUUUUUUUCAUUUCACUGCACAUGUUUUCAUGAAAAAGUGGGGUGUUCAUUGAUUUUCAGCGGAUUUUGAUGAAAAUAUUCGAAAAAAUUCAAAAUUUCACGCUGCACAAUUUUUAUUCUGAAAAAAUUUUCACGCUGCACAAAAAUUUUGGGACACUCUCUCGCCAAGUGUGCCCUAACCCCAAAAAUAUGAAAUUUUUCCAGCUGGCCGAUAUUGCACCAAAUGUCAUCCUUUCAAACAGCGAUCUUUUGCUCAAAUGGUGCACUCUUCGUUUUUUCGAAACCAAUCCAGCCGCCCUCAUCAAAGUUCUCGAAUUCUCUCGAGUUAUCGUAACUCUAAUUCAAGACACUGAUACUCAAAUGACACAAGAAGAAGUCGCCUCAUUCGUGCCGUAUUUGUUGCUGAAAACUGGAGAACCGAAGGAGAAUAUGCGAUUGGCUGUCAGAAAUAUUAUCGAUAUUUUAUCGAAUAUUGUUGGACCAUUGAAGUUGACACCAAUGUUGAUUGGUCAGUUUUUUCUUUGAAAAAUUUGGGAUUUUUAUUGAAUUCUGCCCAUUUUUUCCCACAGAAUUCAAAAUUUUGCCACGUGGAUUUCCCUGAUUUUUUGUUUGAAAAUUCAAAAAUUUUUUGCAGACGGUCUCAAAUCGAAAAACGCUCGCCAACGCACCGAAUGUCUUUUGGUCAUCGAAUCCUACAUCAAUUCGGCCGGAAUAAUUCCGCUCAAAUCACUGAACAUCGAAAAAACGGUGGCGGUAUUCGUUGGCGAUAAAGAUAUGAAUGUGAGAAAUGCGGCGAUAAAUGUGCUCGUGGCAUGUUAUCGAUUCGAAGGCGAACAAAUGUGGAAAUUGGCUGGAAGAAUGGCGGACAAAGAUCGAAGUUUGGUAGAGGAACGAAUCAAAAGAUCGGGAGCCAAACCGGGAAGUGGUGUUCCAUCGGGCGAAACUUCGAGACCUGGAGGUGGCCCGAAAAUCGUUGUGCCCCAACAAGGAACUGUUGUCAGACCAAGAUCGAGAACUCGAGAUCGUGGUGCUGAAAAUGACUAUAAUUCGACUUUCACUCGAAAUGAUGAUGAAGAAGUUCAACAACAACAACAUGUUCCACGAAGCACUUCUCGAUAUGCAUUGAGAGAAGAUGAUAUUAGUGGAGCAUUUUCGAAAUUGGCAAACAAUUCGAUUCUUCAACCGAUUGCUAGUGCACCGACAUCAAGAUGGGGAAAUUCGCAGCAAAAUCAUCAACCGAUGAAGUAUGUUUCAAUCUGGGGAAAGGGAGUGGGAAAAAAUCUUGAAAUUUUGAUCUAAACAGUGUCAAUCUUCAAUUUUUCCAGGCGAACCAAUUCAUCUUCUUCAAUUUCAUCGAUCGAUACAUCGGAUCAAAUUCAACGAAGUAUCAACAACAUAUCAUCGAGUUUGUCCGAUGUUGCACAAGAUGCUCUCUAUCAAGUCACAUAUGUUUUGAAUCAACCAGAACAACGGCAUUUGGUCGAUCGACAAGCCGAUUUGGUAUUUCGAGCCUGCGCCGCACAAUUCGAUAUUAUGCAUGAGGAAUUCCGAGCCGAUCGAGAUAUUUCCGGAAAAAUGGAAGCUUGCACACAAAUGCUAUUCAUUGUGAGUUUUGAGGGAAAAUUGAUGGAAAUUGGGAAGUCGAUAUCCUCCCCAGAAAAAUCAUAAUUCAGUGUUUUCUUACAGCUUCUCGGCGGUGUCGAUCAAGAUUCAUCACUCGAACCACUUGUCGCAACAAUCGAAACAAUUCGAUCAAUAAUGAUAAGUGUAUUGAGAUGUAUUAUUGGAAUUGGAAGCACUGAAAUCGGAUAUGCGAUGGCAAGAAAUUUGAAUCGCCUCAUUAUGCGACUCAUUUAUCGUGUUGAAUUAUCGAAUUUGUUAUGUGGAUGGGUUUCGGCAAUGACGGAAUCGUUCAGAAAAUAUAACGAUGUCACAACUUUGGUCUCAAAGCUCGCCUCAAAAUGGUGUGACGAGCUCGAGAAGCGUCGAACUCAACUUCGCGCCUCGGACGUCGUCGAAAACUUCAAUCAAUUCUACAUUUGCACACUUGUCGAACAAAAAUUGAGCAUCGACAAUGAAUACGUUCUAAUGAUGGAUAACACAUUGGAACGUGUCAUUAUACAACAAGGUGAAUAUGUGAUGGAUGCGGCGAGACGAUUGCCAACACCACACAUGCAUUUGACGAGUUUGAUCAAUAAAGUGUUGCAACAGAUGAGAGAACAAGGAAUUCAGCCGAUUUUGCCAGGAACUGUUAGUUUUUUGGGGAAAAAGGGAGGAGGUUGGGUUUUUGAUGAAUUUUGGUCCCUAUUUUCUAAAUUUUGAAACUGGAAAAAAAACCCGGAUUCAUCAAAAUAUUCCCUCCAAAUUGUUAUUUUUCCAGCUCGAAGACACAUCCGCGCUCAACGAAGAUGAAACAAUAAUAAUUCGAAAUGAGGCAACAGUACUCGUUGAUAACAUUAUCCGAGACACCAGCAAUGCUCAAAAAUAUGUGGAGCAAUUGAAGAAAAUCAUCGAGUCGGACCAAAAGCUGAAAAUCGAAUAUUUGGAAUACACGAAAAAGCAUGUGUUGGGUGAAAUGGUUCGAGAAUUGGUCGAAUCGUAUCGACCCAACUAUGGAUCCAGAUUAUCGGUUGGUUGAAUUGGGACGGGAUUUUUCAUUGAAAUUUCUAAAAUAUCUGCUGAAUUCCUACGUGGGAAAAAUAUUUGAAAAUACAACAUUUUCUGAAAUUCUCCCAAAAAAUGCAGUUUUUGCAGACCGCUGGAAUGGCACCACUCAAUGUGUUGAAAACCAUCUCAUUGAUGGGAGAAUGUGAAGAAGCACCACAGCAGAGACAGCCGCCGCCACAACAGAUGAAUUUGUGAGUUUUUCGUGGAAUUUCUAGAAAUUCCUUUUUUAUCAUUUGAAAAGGUCAAAUAUUUGAGAAGUCAUAAAAUUUUUAUGAUGAAAUAAAUUUUUUUUCUCAAAAAGAACUGAAAUUUCCUCGAAUCAUGAUUUAAAAAACCUUAAACCGAAUAAUUUUUGCAGCGAAACUCCAUCUCGUCGCGAACCCGCUGCAGCCGCUCAAACCAUUCGCCGACCAAAAAGAACAACAAUGUCGCGUGAACAACUCGCCUCAAUCAAACAGCAACUCGAUCGAGUCAAGCAACAGUAA